UCAGGAGGCGACAAAUGUUUGAUUACAUUACUUCUUCCUACAUUUACAUGCGUCCUUGGGACUCUGUGCACUUUAGAAUAUGAGUGAUUAACAUUUUUACUCGCUUAAACACAAUUACAGAUUAUAAAAUAUAUGCAGUGAUGAAUCGCCUUUGAAGCUGAACACAUAUAUUGAUUGAAUAGAGAUGAGUGCUCCUAAUGCCAGUGAACGAAGAGCUUGCUGGGGAGCGAGAGAUGAGCUCUGGAAGUGUUUAGAUGUCAAUAAAGACAGCACAUCUGCCUGCGCAAAAUACCAGCAAGACUUUGAAGACAAGUGUCCGGCUCAGUGGGUGAAGUAUUUCAUCAAACGAAGAGACUUUUUGAAGUACAAGGAGAAAAUACAAAACGAUGGAUAUGAACCCACAGAGGGAGCACCAAAAUGAUAGCUGAAACUGAUGGACUAUCUGUGCAUCGAAGUGAAUGAUAACACUGAACACUUGAGGUGUGCUCCGGACUCAAAGACCGGCGGUGCCAGUGGGGCCACUAUGCAUACUGCAGUUUUUUUUUUUUUAUGACUCUUAAGUAAUAGGACAACUAUAAACAAUAUGUUUAUGAUUGAUGUCUGCUGUAUGGAGCUUCAUUGUAAUAUUUGAAAUGCAGAAUAAAUACUUGAACAAAAAAAAAAUGGAGUGUUUUAUUUUGUUUUAGAGAUGACAGGUGAAACACAGGCUUGAUGCAAAUCAAUCGCAAAACAUAUUACAAUGAUUUGGUCAUGACUAGGACAAUGGGUGGCCAAUAAUAACAAAAUGUUACUUUCCUGUAUGUACAUUGAUUAACGGCCACUUUUCAAAAGCACAGAGGUUUAUUACAUUUUACGAUUUUAAGAAUAACAGUAGAUUUGUACUCUGUAAAUAAUAAUCUUUUGUAACCAGACCACAUAAGAUAUGUAACAUUUUGGUAAGAACAUAUUAGAUACUGUGUGAUUUCAUACAGCUAUUUCAACUGAUGCAUAAUCUCCCUAAAAACUCUCAAGUAAAUAACACAAAUGUAUAACAUUUGUUAGAUCUCAGAAAAUAGCAUAUAGAUAUGUUACAUUCAGUUGGUAAAAACAUGCAUUGCUGAUUGUAUUAAUAAAGAUGUUCAAGGAAUAUUCCGGGUUCAAUACAUUUAAGCUCAAUCAACAGCAUUUGCGACAAUGUUGAUUAUCACAAAAAUAAUUUUGACUUGUUCCUUUUCUUGAAAAAAAGCACACAUCUGGGUUACACUGAGGCACUUACAAUGGAAGUGAAUGGGGCCAAUCCGUAAACGUUAAAACAUUCACUGUUUCAAACGGAUAGCCACAGUUGUAAAAAUAUUAGUGUUAACAUGAUUUUUGUGUGAUAAAAUUGCUUACUAACCCUUUCAGUGUAAAGUUAUAUCCAAUUUUACAACUCUGUUGCCAUGACAAUGUAACACCAUAAAUCCUAAAACAAUGUUUUAAACAACUUUACAGCUCAAACAAUUUUUUUUU
Molecule: messenger RNA, 1488 nt
Organism: Myxocyprinus asiaticus (Chinese sucker)
Lineage: Eukaryota; Metazoa; Chordata; Actinopteri; Cypriniformes; Catostomidae
Product: cytochrome c oxidase assembly factor 6 homolog
Exons: 3
Coding region: 185-421 (78 amino acids)
Biological process (GO): respiratory chain complex IV assembly
Cellular component (GO): respiratory chain complex IV; mitochondrion
Source: RefSeq, a predicted model, not a curated record